UUUUUUUUUUAUAAGACCGCGCCCCCUUUUUCAUCUGGUUGUUGUUUGUGCGUUAAGUUAUCGAGUAAAAAAGGCCGACUGCUUAAUUUUGCCCAACUCUUUGACUUAAUUAUAGAUAUGGCACAGCCGCCAAUUAACACGGCCAUCGACAGUCUGACGGCCGCCCUCAAGGGUAACAUAAUCCCCAACCAAGAGUACAUCCUGCAGGGUAGUAUUUUGGACGCUUCGGUGGAAGUUUUGCUUCACAGACUGCGAGGUCUCUGCGACAACGUCGAUGCGGCACUUGAGACCUUCCAUGACCACGAAAUGUGCUUCAGCAUUCGUGGUCCCAACAACACACAACCCAUUCAAUUACGUGUUCGGAGAUCUAUUGACCAACCUAUGAUGCCGAUGCAACUGAGAUACAUUGGCCAACCUGAGUUAGGUGAUAAGUCGCAGCCAACUGUUUUGAGGAGCAGCAUUGAUAUCGGAACAUCGAACACAGUUGUGGAAUUUUUGACAGAAUUGGGAUGCAGGAAGGAAUUUGAAUACAUUGCCAAGGGGUACAUGUUUAGAAAAGGACGCAUGAAAAUCACUGUUUUUAAGGUUUUCAAGAUUGAUGAAAUGCGCAAGACUGGAGCGUUGGAGCCGAUGUCGCAAUCGUACCUUGUGGAGCUCAGUGUUUUGGCUCCGAGUGGGCAGAACGCCAUUGCCGAUGACAUGCGAUGUUUUGCUGAACAGCUGCGACCUUUGGUCCAGUUGGAGAAGAUCGACUACAAGAGACUUGCGCAUGGACCUUAACGUUGUAUUAACUAAGAUAAUUAUUUUAAAUAAUAAGGAAAUAUCAUAAGUAUCAAAUAAGGGAUUUAUAUGUUGAAUAAUGGUCUCAAUGAUUUAAUGCAGAUCAUAUUUUAUUUUUUCAACGGCCUCCUCAAUUAAUAUUUUAUUUUUUAACUUCCACAUCGCUUGCUGUUAUGUCUGUUAAAACUUGGUCCAAUUUCUGAACUCGAAUUUAUUUUUAUUCCUGAACAUUAAGUUUGAACAUGUGUUGAUGUACCCAUGUUUAUUUGUAAAGCACUUAUAAGACUAUUAAGGCCUUUACUAAUACAGCACAAAAAAUGGUCCAUGCGGAUAUACAUGAGGAAAUUGCAAUAUUUAACAAAUUUUUGACAACACUGAUAAAAAAAAACAAUUUUCCACUGGGAAAUUGGGAUAUGCAAAUUGAAAGCUUCUAAUACCCACAGAAUUUUUCAAGGAGUUGGAAUGAAAGCACAAUAAGAUGCACUGAUAUGGCCACAAUUACAAUUUUUCAACAAGUUCUCUAAAAUUAAUACCAAGCGGCAUGAACAGCUUGCGAUCUUUUUUUUAAUAGAAACCAAUUCACUCGAAGGAUCACAUUGAGUUGCAAAUCA
Molecule: messenger RNA, 1391 nt
Organism: Neocloeon triangulifer
Lineage: Eukaryota; Metazoa; Arthropoda; Insecta; Ephemeroptera; Baetidae
Gene: MED18
Product: mediator of RNA polymerase II transcription subunit 18
Exons: 5
Coding region: 118-780 (220 amino acids)
Biological process (GO): regulation of transcription by RNA polymerase II; termination of RNA polymerase II transcription
Cellular component (GO): mediator complex; core mediator complex
Molecular function (GO): transcription coregulator activity
Source: RefSeq, a predicted model, not a curated record